Molecule: messenger RNA, 750 nt
Organism: Prunus armeniaca (apricot)
Lineage: Eukaryota; Viridiplantae; Streptophyta; Magnoliopsida; Rosales; Rosaceae
Source: the annotation of a GenBank genome assembly
AUGUUGGCCAAAUUAACAUCGCUCGGGCAUUUGUCGAUAAUGAAUAGCUGUGAUUCAAUGAGGUCCUUCCCGUUGGGCAUUUUUCCCAAAUUGAGGUCGCUUCACUUUUUAGAUUGUAAGAAUCUGGAAUCCCUUUCCUUGAUUGAAGAAGAAGGAGUUGAUGAGAAGCUCAAUUAUCUCUAUAUCGGACACUGUCCAAAUCUGGUGUGUUUUCCCCAGGGAGGAUUGCCCACUCCCAACCUGACUGAAUUGGAUGUUGAGGGAUGCGACAAGUUGAAGUCAUUACCUGAACGCAUUCACACCCUCACACGCCUUCGAUCUUUGAAAAUAAGGGAUCUUCCAAAUCUGGAGUCAAUUGCAGAAGAUGGGGGUUUGCCUCACAACCUCCGACAUUUUUGCAUUGAGAAUUGUGAGAGACUGAGGGCUUCAUCCGUGGCAGAGUACUGGGGUUUGCAAGGACUUGUCUCCCUUGAAAAAUUUGAAAUUCGUGGCAGGGGAAGUGACGAAAUCUUGGUGACGUUGCUCAAGCAACAGCUGCUCCCUACCACUCUUCAACGCCUCCAGAUCAGUCAACUUUCAAGUCUGAAAUCUUUGGACGCAAAGGGACUUAAACACCUCACUUCUCUUUCUUUUCUGAGCAUCUCUUAUUGUUCUGCCUUGGAAAAAAGGUAUAAGAAGAAGACAGGAAAAGCUUGGGCCAACAUAUCUCACAUUCCAUGCAUCAAGAUAGGCGAAGAAGUGAUCAUAUGA